UAGCGCUGCUCCUGUAUCGUAUAUAGCAACUCAGUGAAACUGCACGGAGCCGCAGUGCUCAGUCGGCGACGUCGCGACGGUCUGUUGAGCCCCAGCCAUGGCCAGGAUGGCACGGCCGAUGCUUGCGUCGCCUCAUCCUCUCCUUUUGGUGCUGGUAAUUUUAACAAUGGUUGCAGCUAUCCCCAACGCCGUUAUGGCCAUCGAUCUCAGCCGCCUUUACGGCCACAUCAGUUCUAAACGAGGUGACGCUUGCCACCCCUACGAGCCCUUCAAAUGUCCUGGAGACGGAAACUGCAUAUCGAUUCAAUAUCUCUGCGACGGGGCACCAGAUUGUCCUGAUGGAUACGACGAGGAUUCCAGAUUAUGUACAGCUGCUAAAAGACCUCCCGUUGAAGAAACCGGAAGUUUCCUGAAAUCUUUAUUAGCAAGUCAUGGGCCUAACUACUUGGAAAAACUAUUUGGCAGUAAGGCAAGAGAUGCAUUGAAACCAUUGGGAGGAGUUGACAAAGUUGCUAUUGCUUUAUCAGAAUCCCAAACCAUUGAAGAUUUCGGAGCGGCACUUCACCUGAUGCGGUCUGACCUGGAACACUUACGUUCGGUAUUUAUGGCCGUCGAAAAUGGAGACUUGGGAAUGCUUAAAUCUCUCGGUAUUAAGGAUUCCGAGUUGGGAGACGUAAAGUUUUUCCUGGAGAAGUUGGUUAAUACGGGAUUUUUAGAUUGAGGUUGGCUUGACCCUGCUGCUGAAAUAGUUUACGCCCACCCACAGCCACAUUUGCCAUUGAGCAAACAUUUCUACUCCUACCUCCCCUAAAUCAAAUGUCUGUUUAAAACAUUUGCCUGACGAACUUAGAUUGAAUUCAACGAUGUGUUAAAAAAAAAACUUGAUCUAAGAACUUCAGACAAUUAUUAAGAUCAUUCUUUUCGUGUGGUGACCAACAAGUUGGAGAUCAAUAACAGACAUCAACCUACAAAUCCCAGUUAUUAAUAAUAAUACGUACAUAAAGCCAUAUUAUAUUUUAUCAGUAGUUUUAACUUUAUCUUAUAAAAUGAAAUAGGGUGAGGAAAUAGAAUUAAAACUAGACACUUAUUUUAUUCUGCUUUGGUGCAACAACCACCUUGGUCACCUUUUCAAAUCAUCUACAUCAGCAGCAGUGUCGGUUUUAGAUUUCCGUCCCCCCUUUAUUUUUGUAAAAAAAUUGUCGAGGGAUGCAAAUGUAUUUUAAUUCAUUAAGUACCUAAUGUUAGAAAGCCCCUUAUAAUUGGUUUUUUGGGGUCAAUGAUUUUAAUCCAGAACUUAGCUUAGGCAGAUGUUCUUGUUCAAAAAAAGAAUAUCACUAUAGGCGCAGUUUGAAACUUAGAUUUAGGAAGACAUUUCAAACGUAUUUAAACAUAUCAAAGCCUGCAAAUGUAACAUAUAUCCAAUGUGCUAUUUGAGGCUAGAAACUAAAACAUAUCAUAUAGAAACGUAUUAUAUUGUAAUAUCCUUUUAGUAUAAAUCAUUUAUAAUAUAAAAGUGCAUUGUGAUUAGAGCACUACCUUUUAACAAAUAUUUUUGUCUUCUAUUGAUACUUUUAGAAAAAAAGUAAUUAUAACGAUAUUUUUGAAAAAGGUUUUUUAGAAUCGAACUUAGCUCUAUAACCAUAAUUAAUCUGGAUUGGAAGCUCGAUGAGCAGAGUUAGAUCAAUAGAAGACCAUAUUUUAUUAAUCAUUGUAAACAAGAGAACGUUUUGUAACUCUUGGCGCAGUCUAAUCUUUUCAUUGCACAUAUCAGAGGUUAUUAAUGAACUAGCACUGAAUUAUUAUUAUUAUAUUUAUGUAAUCUAAUUGAGAAGUUGUUUAAAACAAAAUUAGAAUGGUUGUGAUUUUUUUGCAAAUCUUUCUCGGUGCAGGACAAAAACUUACAACGAUUCUGUAUUAAAUCACCUAAAUAGCUGAAGAAAGAUGGUUUAUGUGUUGCUCCAACUCACCAGGGCCUAAGUUGGAGCUUCUACAUCGCUAUCUACCUAUGGAUUUACUUCUCUAUGUGUUAUAUUGUGAUCGAUGUGAAUAUGAUGUUGGUAACCCAUGUCUUUCGUCUAGAUAACGACCUGACACUUACUAUCAUACGACGAAUUACAUGAGCCACAUCAUUUUUAAAUAAAACAAAGCACAAUCAUAUGAUGUACCGCACGCAAAACUAUAUCUAGAUUUUUAGUCAUGACAUAAAAUAUACUUACAUUUAUCUUUAUCAAAGUAUUACUUCUACAUGUAUUUCUAUUUCUAUUUAGAAUGUUAUACUACGGCUGAUUAAAAAUAUUGUUUUUUAUAUAAUAUGACACACUACAAGGUGUCGGAAAUUUCCCAAAACAAUUCAAUGGAGGCUUCAGGUAUUCCUUGAAGUGCAUUAAGAAUUUUUGCUAAGGCAUAACAAGCAAAUGCCAUUUAAUCAUCAAAUACAGGUAAAAAAAUGAACGUCAAUUUAUAAUAUUAAUUUAAGUGUAUGAAAUUAUUGGUCGAUUUUUAUUACUCUUCGCUGCUAUGCAAUUUAUAAUAAUAAAAAAAAAAUAUUGUGGAGACUUUUUGACGAAUAGAUAUAAAGAUAUAUAAAAAAAUAUAUAUUUUUUCAACUAACCUAUACAAUCGGCAUGACAUACUUAGGUAUCUUAAGAACAUUAUUCCGAGCCCGAAAUCCUAUAAAAAAACUGAGCAGUUCUUGUUUGAAUCCAAAGGCUAUAGUUUUCCUUAAUUGUACCUACCUGUUAUUUUUUAGCAAAAUCUUUAUUGCAUGUUUCAUGUUAGGUAUUUAGUACAUUGCUUGAUAUUGUUUAAGUCUAAUAGGAAAGAUUGAAAUUUUAUUUUAGGUUUCUUAGAGCUAUUUUUUAUUUAUAGCACAUGAACGCAUCUACACCGAUUUAUUAACUUUGACAAUGGCUCUGAGGCAAGGUAUACGUCAAGAUAACGACCUGACAUUUACCACCUUUCGGACGAAUUACUUGCCUUCUACGCCAUCUGCAUUGAGUGAACAAAUCACAAAUUUAAUGAAAACUGAUUGUUUUCACGAAGUUUGCGGGUUUUUAGGUGAAAAUGAACUGAAACAAACGAUUCAAAUUUAAAUUCAUUAAUUCUGUAUUCCUAAUUCCUAAUAGGCUUAAACGAACCUUUAUUGAUUUUUAAAACAUGUUAUUUAGUAUUUAGUUUGGAUGCGAAUCAAAUUUCACCAUUAUUUUUCAAUGUAUGCGGUAUUGUAUUAUGUAUACAAUACAUGUCAUAGUUUUGUCACACAUUGUAAGUACUGAUAUGAUGUACUGAUAUAAACGUACCGGUCAUUACAAGUAGAAAGCAGCUAAGUACCACUCUGCAGAUCAACUCUUACAGGAAAUUUAAAUCUUGCUUGCACAAGAAGGAUCCUCAUUGGAGUUUGCAAUAUAUCUAAGAUUUGGAACUUAAAUCUAGCUUUCACUUUAACUGUACCAAUUUCUGAUAAAGUGAAUUUUCUUAAUAAACACAUAAUACGUAAUAA
Molecule: messenger RNA, 3499 nt
Organism: Ceutorhynchus assimilis (cabbage seed weevil)
Lineage: Eukaryota; Metazoa; Arthropoda; Insecta; Coleoptera; Curculionidae
Source: the annotation of a GenBank genome assembly